Molecule: messenger RNA, 5536 nt
Organism: Pan troglodytes (chimpanzee)
Lineage: Eukaryota; Metazoa; Chordata; Mammalia; Primates; Hominidae
Gene: RAB43
Product: RAB43, member RAS oncogene family
Exons: 3
Coding region: 1273-1911 (212 amino acids)
Molecular function (GO): GTP binding; GTPase activity
Source: RefSeq, a predicted model, not a curated record
CUUCCCAUCAAAUGGGGCCCUGGGUCCUCUCCUCACAAGGAUUUUGGCCUCCUCCGCAGUUUUGUAGCCAGCCUGGAUUCUGGCCUUCUGCAGCCUGCUCCCUCCCUUCCCUUCCGCCCCUGGGAAGAGCGACCCCCACCACUCUCGGAGACUGCACUGCCCGCCUGUCAGAGUGGGCACUCAGGUGACACUGCUGUGGUCGUCCCCUUCCCCCGUGAUCCAUUCCGGAGGGGGUCAUUCUUAGUCUAGGCCUGCAGGCCCGGAGCUCCAGCCAUGGUCUCCGCUUGUCCCUGACCGGCGGUCUGGGAGGCAGCAGGUAGGGGAUCCCGGGCAGGCGGACCAGGCCUGGGUGGGGGGCGAGCAGGAGGCGCGGGACAGCACCUGGGGGUCCCAGCUGAUGAAGGGUCGGGGUGGGCAGUGGUUUGGGGGCCAGACGGAUCCGCGGUGUGGGCGCGCCGGGGUGUUGAUGGAGGAGGGGCCGAGGUGCUGAGGGCGGGGUCGGGCUGGGGGCGGGGCUGAGGGCGGAGUCGGGUCGGGCGGAGUCAGAGCUGAGGUGAGCCUGAGGGCGGAGUCGGGGCGGGCUGAGGUGGGCCUGUGGGCGGAGUCGGGGCGGUGUGCUGAGAUGGGCCUGAGGGCGGAGUCGAGGUCGGGCUGAAGGCGGAGUCGGGGCGGGCUGAGGUGGGCCUGAAGGCAGAGUCGAGUUCGGGCUGAGGGCGGAGUCGGGGCGGGCUGAGGUGGUCCUGUGGGCGGAGUCGAGGUCGGGCUGAGGGCAGAGUCGGGUUGGAGUCGGGGCGCGCUGAGGUGGGCCUGGGGGCGGAGUCGAGGUCGGAGCUGAGGGCGGAGUCGGGGGCGGGGACGUAGGCGGAACCCGGGUCGGGCUGAGGUGGGCCCGAGGGUUGGGCUGGGGGCGGAGUGGGUGCCAGCCUGAGGGCGGAGCCGGGGGCGGGCCUACAGGCCGGACUGGUGUGGCACGGAGCUGAGGACCGGCCGGAGCUUUGCGGAGGGCCCGGCUUGGCGGGUCCAGGGCGGAGCCGAACCCGCGGGGCUCCGGGUCCGGGCGGGGCCGAGCCGGGCCGGGGCGGGACCCAGCCAGGGUGGGGCGGGGCCGAGGCCGAGGCAGGCGGUCGGCAGUGCUGGGGGUUCAGGUGUUGCGGCGGCUCCACGUAGCCAGGCGGCCCGUGGGCUGGAGCGGGCGGAGCUCGGCCCGCGGCUUGCGUGAGCUCAGGCCGGUCCCAGCGUCCAGAGCGCCGGCCCUUCGGCUUCCUCUAGGCCAUGGCAGGGCCGGGCCCAGGCCCGGGGGACCCGGACGAGCAAUACGAUUUCCUGUUCAAGCUGGUGCUGGUGGGCGACGCAAGCGUGGGCAAGACGUGCGUGGUGCAGCGCUUCAAGACCGGCGCCUUCUCGGAGCGCCAGGGAAGCACCAUCGGCGUCGACUUCACCAUGAAGACGCUGGAGAUCCAGGGCAAGCGGGUCAAGCUGCAGAUCUGGGACACGGCCGGCCAGGAGCGGUUCCGCACCAUCACCCAGAGCUACUACCGCAGUGCCAAUGGGGCCAUCCUUGCCUACGACAUCACCAAGAGGAGCUCCUUCCUGUCGGUGCCUCACUGGAUUGAGGAUGUGAGGAAGUAUGCGGGCUCCAACAUUGUGCAGCUGCUGAUCGGGAACAAGUCAGACCUCAGCGAGCUUCGGGAGGUCUCCUUGGCUGAGGCACAGAGCCUGGCUGAGCACUAUGACAUCCUGUGUGCCAUUGAGACAUCUGCCAAGGACUCGAGCAACGUGGAGGAGGCCUUCCUGAGGGUGGCCACGGAGCUCAUCAUGCGGCACGGGGGCCCCUUGUUCAGCGAGAAGAGCCCCGACCACAUCCAGCUGAACAGCAAGGACAUCGGAGAAGGCUGGGGCUGCGGGUGCUGACCAGGGGCCGGGCCGGCAGACUGGGGGCUCCCCACCUCCUUGCUCUCCCCAGCCUGCCAAGCCCAGCCCUCCAGAGCCAGCCCUCCUGGGUACCGGCGACUACAGCAGCCGGGUGAAGCUCUGGAGCUCUGCAUCCUGUGGCCUGGCUGCGGGAUGGAGGCUCUCCUUGAGGAAGGGGAAGCAGGAUACCCUGGCGGGCCACCCUGCCAGCCAGCAGCUGGCCCUCCACCAUCUUCACAUUCCAAGACUGGCCUGAACCCGCCGGUGUGGGCCACAGUAGGAGGGGCCAGCGGUCCUCCCUGUCCCAUGCCUGCUGGCUCUGACCGUUUCCUCUCAUGGGUUUGCUUUACCUGUGGCAGCAGGUUGCUGCUUUCCAGGGAUGUGUCCAGUGCCCUGGGUUCUUCCCGGUCAUCCUGGGGCUCUGCACAGAGCAGCAGAGCUAGAGCCAUGAGACCCACAGACUUGGUGCCUGAGCGCAGCUCCAGGGAAGCCCCAGCCCCUUCCAGGCGGGGAACCUGCUUCCUGCCUUCACUGCCCCCGCAGCACUCACAGACAUCUCCCUGGGGUCUGGCUCACUGCCUUAUCAGGACCUCUGAGUUUUCUGACUUUCCGUGUAGCUUCUCAUUUUCAUCAGCACAGCAUGGGGUCACGGCCCACAGCUAGGUGGGGUCACGGCCCACAGCUAGGUGGGGACUGUCUGCUGGCUCAGGGCCCAGUGUUUUGCCACUCAGGUUGCAAAAUUAGCUAAUCCUUCAGUGCCAGCACUCAGAAGUCUGGCAGGUGGGGGAAUGAGAUGGGAAAGUGGACAUUUAAGGUCCAAGUAGAAGCUUGCAUCCUUGAGGCUCAGGGAUGAGAGGGCACCACAAGGCACCCAGCCUUACCCCACAAGCAGGAAUCCUGCCAGCCGAGCGUGGGUCCCAGUCUAGUUUAUGGAAUCGAGUCUCCCAGGCAAAAAAGGAGAGGCCCUGGCGGUCCUUGGCCUGGCCCAUUUUAUUCCCUGAACCCUUAACUGCCUCACCCUGAGCUGGGCACCAAGGUUAGAAGGCAAAAGUGGGGUAGGGGGAUGUGGGAAGCAGCAUUGUCCUCUGGGCAUGUGGCUCAGAGGUAUCACAGUGACAAAAAAGCCAGGGCUAGGGCUGGAGGGGCCAGGUGAUCUUCCUUAGCCAAUCCCAGUCCGUCUGUGUCAGCCCAGCUCUGCCUCGCAGCCCUCUCAGCAUGGGUGCCCCCAGAAGUAAGCAGCUCUUGGACCCACAAGCAGGGCUGCGUCGGUUUGUGGUCUAGCUCCCAGGGCCAGGCCAGGCAUGGCUCAGUGCAGUCCCUGGGCCAGUGAGAGGCCUCCCCCAUGCCUCCCUGCCCUCUGCACUAAGCACUUUCCAGGCAGGCCUGGCCAUAGGGCAAGAGCAGGCCUUACAGCAGUGCCACGGUGACCCAAGAGGCAGGGUUGGGGCCUGGACAGGGGUUCCUCUGCUGAGACUGAGACAAGCAGGGCUUGAUGCUGGUGGUGGAGCCAGCAUCUCACCUGCCAGGCUUCCUUUUGGGCAGGGAGGCUACCUGUGGAAUGGCUGAGACUGAGACAAGCAGGGCUUGAUGCUGGUGGUGGAGCCAGCAUCUCACCUGCCAGGCUUCCUUUUGGGCAGGGAGGCUACCUGUGGAAUGGCUGAGCCUGGUUCUGCAGGGGAGGAAGGCUGCCAGGAGCUGGGGGGCUGGCACCUGCAUUGAGGGGAGUCUGGGUGCAUCAGAUUGGGGGGCGCCAGAGGCGAGGCUGCCUGGCUCCCUUUCUCAGCAGCUUUUCUUGUGGCAGGGGUGAGAGUGGAGCUGAGUGGGGUCUGGGCUCUGCCCCUGCGCCUCCACUGCAGUGCCUGGGCUCCCCUUGCAGGGCAGACAGUGCCUGGCACUGAGGGGUGCCCCCAGACCCCGCUGGGACUGGAUGUGCCGUGGGCAGUGCCUUCCUCCAGCCUCACAACCUUUCUGCUGGGGCUGAAGUUUCUGGGGUCACAUGGUCAGAAGGGGCUGAGCUGGUCUUUCACUGCAGGCCCACUCUGAAAGAGAAAUCCCAUGAAGCCUGUCCUUGCAGAGCCCCUCUGUUUUUGGGGGAACAGGGAGCAUUCACAGGGUCUUGGGAACAAAGGCCUGGGCCUCCCUGUUUGAAUUUCAGCCCCAGUUCCAGGGCAAGUCCCAGCCACCCAAGCAUACUUAUCAGUACUGCCCACCACCACCCACUGCCCACCUCUAAGAAGCCCGGCUCUCCUACUCUGCUUCCAGGCUGGGGCCUCACAGGUGGGGCUGUUACCUUCCUCAGGGCUUAGGGAGGGAGGGAGGACAUGGACAGGGCCUUCCACCCUGGCUCCUUCACAGGGAUGGUAGCUGACCGGUGAUGGGUUCAUUUGUCACCUUGGACUGUGAGCCACUUCUACUUCUCGCCCCCCAGGCAGGAGCACCCUCACUCCAAGGGCUUGGCCUGGAAAGGCAGGCUCACCUGGGACUCAACGUUCCUUCCCCCGCCGCCACUGUGCCCCCCCCGUCCCUCCACCCCAGAAGCCCUGACCUCAUUUUGGCACCUUGCUGUCCUCUGGGCUUCUCCUCUGCCCAGGUCACCCUGUGGCAGGCCUGGGCCCUCAGGAUGUUUCAAAGGCUCCACAGCUCCACCGCUCCACCUGGCUUCACUCCAGCACCCUGUCCCUGGAGCACCUCUGUCCUGUCUGGGCCAACCUGGUCUCCCUGCCCCAUGCCCUCCCCUGGCUCUUAGCAACCUGCCCUUUUAUUCAUGCCAUUUGGGGUCACAGAUGCCUAGCUGGACACAGCUCCCAGAACUGGCUCCACCCUGGGGCCUUGCCCCUAGUACCCCCUGGCAGGAGCAACCCACCCCAUGGUUGAGGUUCCCCUACCCCUGGAUCCUGGACUGAAGCCAUUUCCUACAGAGAAGCGUUCCCACCCCCUCUCAGGCACAAAAGCCGGUGUCCAGGGACUCAAGACCUGUACCUGGGGUUGCAGGGGCUCCUGCCCUGCUGUAUCCCACCAGGAGGGGGCCCCACUGCCCUUCCGGCCCUUAAAACUGGGCUGGGAGAGAAGAUGGGGAAGUGUGUGAGACAAAACAAAGCCGGCUUGUUUCCUCCCCUUGGCAGGCUAAGCUCUCCCGGCAGCCCGGGCUCUGGGGCGGAAGGAGAACAGUGUCAUCUCUUCCUUUGUUGAUAAAUUGCCAAAGAGUGGGAGCAGGUGGGGUCAGGGGCCAGAGUGCAGGGGAGGGGGCAAUGGUGGAGGUGGCGGGGGGAAGCAGAGGGAGGUGGGCUGAGGCCUCGGUGGGGCCAGUGCGACGCUGGCUUAAGGAGCUGGAGGGGUUCCUAAUACACAUUUAAUUCAGUUUCUCUUCCCUAAGAGGCUGCCGGAGUUGGGGCCUCCUCCAGCAGAGACCCUCGGACCCCUGCAGGGCCUGGACUUGGGGUGAACAGGGCUUCAGUCAGCGCAAGUAUUCCAUUUGCAUUUGGUAAUUUUUCAUGUCACCUAUUUAUGAAUAUAUAAAUCUUUAUACCAAAUCUAUUUUUUAAAACAUGGAAAAGUUGCCUUUAUGGAAAGUUGGCAGAGCCAGAGUGUACACAUUCCUAAACCAUUAAACAGAUUUCUAUAACAA